Molecule: messenger RNA, 4510 nt
Organism: Haplochromis burtoni (Burton's mouthbrooder)
Lineage: Eukaryota; Metazoa; Chordata; Actinopteri; Cichliformes; Cichlidae
Gene: l3mbtl1b
Product: L3MBTL histone methyl-lysine binding protein 1b
Exons: 22
Coding region: 558-3116 (852 amino acids)
Biological process (GO): regulation of DNA-templated transcription
Cellular component (GO): nucleus
Molecular function (GO): zinc ion binding; protein binding
Source: RefSeq, a predicted model, not a curated record
GUUAAACAAUACGGGCGUUAAUAAUCAUUUGUUGUCGUUGACGAGGACGGCGUUUGAAAAGCAGGCGUUCGUUUUUGUAAACUGGCGACAGUUUCCAUUAUUUCCACUCUGAUUUAAAACGGCGAGAAUAAAUCGUUUUUUUUCCAAGUUUCUAUUGAAGAAAUUAAUCAAGCAACAAUGUUAAAGCUCGUAACAUUAUCGCGGUGUUGUUACGAGUGUGCGUGAUAUUCUGUGAUGUAUCUGCAUUUUGCAAAUGCGUUUUCCUAUUGUUAUUAACCGGGAAACUUAUUUAUUACAGAUCGCCCUUAUAGCUGGCUCUGCAUCCAGUCUCAAUGCUACGGCUAGCCCUCUAUAGCAGCCCUCAGUUCAUAUGAACUGAGUGGAGCUAGCGACUGUUAGCUUUAUGUCAGCGCUAGCUAGCAACCUGGGCUGACAUUCCGUGACAAGGGGAAAGUGAAGAAAAACGGCCAGAGUGAAUGAAAACACCAAGUCAGGAAAUUACACAGCAAGCGUUUGCCUUUGUUUAACGUGUAGCAGCUUUGCGGCAUUUGUUUAAAAUGGUUGGUCAUAUCAGCAGAGUGGGAAUGACUGACACUCCACCCAGUGAUGGCCCCUCCCAGGGAGCUGAGUUUGACAGGAUGGGAUUAGACUGGAAGGAUGGCAUUGCAACGCUGCCAGGCAGUGAUAUCAGGUUCCGCCUGACUGAGUUUCGGACUCUUGAGAUUGUCACAGAUUUAGAGGUCAAAGGGCAGGAGGCAGAGCCUAACAGUGAGACCUUGGACCCCGCACCAUCUCACACGCCCACCCCUCCACCUGAAGGCCAGUCACAGACAGGGACAAGCAAAGCUUCAGCCAGUCAGAGUAAACCAGGAUUGUCUCAAGCUAAAGCUCCUGGUCCUGUGCUUUUGUCUUUAGAGGAGGGCCCCAGUAUGGAGGGCCCCAGUGUGGAGGUUGGGCCCAGUGUUGAAGUUGGUUCUAGUGCAAACUUGGGCUCAAAUGGGGAGCUGUCAAGGUGCCGGGCCUGCGGUGGCCGUGCUCCUGGGGAUGCCCUCCUGCAGGGGAAAUUCUGCUGCUCAGCUUGUGCCCAGCCUUCCAGUGGCAGAUCGUCUCCGGGAGAAGCACGGGAGGGUCAGGCAGUAGAAGGAGAGAGACUUGGCAAACGUGUGCGCAAAAAGAGGAAGAUCUACAUGGACUCGGGUGAGGAAGAGGAAGAAAACCAAGAAGAACCAGAGGAAAAGGCUAAAGCUACAAAGGGCAGGAGAGGAGCCAAAAUUGCCAAGCUGGUUGCUGCCCCACCCAAUAAGAAACGUGCAUGGAGCUGGCCUUCUUACCUCGAAGAGGAGAGAGCGGUCGCUGCUCCAGUUAAACUAUUCAAAGAGCACCAGUCGCUUCCACAAAGCAGGAACAGUUUUAAGGUGGGGAUGAAGCUGGAGGGACUUGACCCGGCACACCCGUCUCUAUUCUGUGUGCUCAGUGUUGCGGAGAUCCAAGGUUACCGGGUGAGGCUCCACUUUGACGGAUAUCCAGAAUGCUAUGACUUCUGGGCUAAUGCCGAUUCGUGGGAUCUGAAACCAGCCGGCUGGUGUGAGAAGAACGGACACAAGUUAUUGUUGCCUAAAGGUAACAAGAAUACCACCAAUAAACAUGAAAUUCAAGGCUGUAAGGAUGGAGAGUUCAACUGGAGCACGUACGUGAAGAACUGCAGGGGUCAGCUGGCCCCGAAACACCUUUUUAAGAGCCUCAACACAUCCGUGACUCCAUCCGGGUUUAGAGCUGGGAUGAAACUGGAGGCGAUUGACAAGAGGAAUCCUGCUUUGAUCUGUGUAGCAACAAUUGCUGCCGUUGUCGACAACCGCCUGCUCAUUCAUUUUGACAACUGGGAUGACACACAUGAUUACUGGUGUGAUGCCAGCAGUCCAUACAUCCACCCUGUGGGUUACUGUGAAGAGGCUGAGCUAACACUCACAACUCCAGCUGAAUGUAAGGAACCAAAGAGUUUCUCUUGGGAGAAAUACCUGGAAGAGACGGGCACACAGGCAGCUCCUGCACGAGCUUUCAAAGUGCGACCUCUGCAUGGCUUCCAGUUUGGGAUGAAAGUAGAAGCGGUUGAUAAGAGGAAUCCCAUGCUCAUUCGUGUUGCCACUAUAGCAGACACAGAGGACCACAGACUAAAGAUCCACUUUGAUGGCUGGAGUUCAGAGUACGACUAUUGGGUGGAAACCGACUGCCCAGAUCUGCAUCCUGUCGGGUGGUGUCAAAAAACUGGACACCCACUACAAUAUCCUAACGGCUCCAGUGAUUUAGUGACUGCUCCAGGACAAGGAUGUCCUACCCCGGGAUGCAACGGCGUUGGGCACAUCAGGGGACCUCGCUAUGGGACUCACUACACUCAGGUGAGCUGUCCCUACUCAGAGGUGAAUCUGAACAAAGAGGGUUUGCUGCCAGACCGUCUCAGCGGAGAGCGGCCUCCCACCCUCAGCGGGCCUCAUCCUCGUGGGCGACGCCCUGACCCAAAUGCAAACAACACAACGCAAAACUCCUCGACGCAAGAUCAACCUGAAGGACCGGAGGACGCCCAGAACAGGAAACCGGCGACGGUGGAAGCUGAGCGUACAGGACGCAGUAGCCAGGCAGAGGCACUGAGUGGAGCCACUGAGCAAAGCCACAAUGGAACAAGGCCUAAACGGACAGCUCCAGUUCCCAAAUACCUAAAAAUGCAUUAUGUCAAAGAGGAGAUUGGCGAUAGUAAAGCCUCUCCAGAGGCCAUCUCCCUCCAGCAGGCCCUCCACGAGUCGGUGUUCUCCCCCGGCAUCUCUGCCUCGCCUCCCCAUCGGGUGGCUCUUUGCUGGGACAAACACUGCCAGCUGCUGCCUGAGGUCCUGGGGCUGACUGCCAAGAGAGUGGCCACUUGGAGUGCCGAGGAGGUGGCUGGUUUUGUCAAAGGGCUUCCAGGGUGCAAAGAACACGCUGCUACAUUUAAAACAGAGCAAAUCGAUGGCGAGGCCUUCCUGCUGCUCACACAAGCAGACAUCGUCAAGAUCCUGUCAAUCAAGUUAGGACCCGCUCUGAAGAUCUUCAACUCCAUCCUCAUGUUGAAGAACGCCGAUGAAGAGUAGAACACGACUCCAGUGGGACUUGUUCCUCGACGCUCGAGUAAAGACUUUGUUUGUUUUGUUUUUUUUAAAUGUCCAGAACAAGUUUAACUUGUUGAGCUCUGUGACGGUACAGCUACACAAGAGAAACAAGCGGAAGUCAUCAUCUCAAAAAAACGUCCAUCUCUCCUCCCUCCUCUCUCCAUGAUGGACGGCCCUGGUCAGCCUGAGGGAGAGUUUUUCAUCAUACCCCGAGGAAUCCUUAACUUAUAACGUGUUUGUUUACUGACUCUUUAAAAAAAAACAAAAAAGGAGGAGAAGAAGAAGCUACAAGCACCUUCAAGAUUUCUUAACAUUGUACAGCCAACAAAUUGGAUUUUGCGUCACAGUUCUGUUGCAUUUUUUUAAAAUCUGAGCUGUAAUGAAACGUUUUUUGUGUUGCGACUUACUUGAGAACACACGUUGUUUGUUUGUUUUUUCUUUUGUUUGUUUGUUUGUUUGUUGUUUAAGCUGCAGAAUACAAUCGUGAGGCGGUGGGACAUUUUUAAAUGUGAAAUUCAGUGGAGCAGAAGCACUAUGUAGUUCAUCUUUUCUCCUGUAGAUGGAGAAAGAGGGCCACUCCACGGGCCCAAAGGGCGUGAGUGAAUUUGGAGUUUAAGUUGAAUGAGGAGGGAGGGAGGGAUGGUUAAAAAUACGUGUUUGUGUACGAGUGUGUAAAAGUGUGUUUGAGAAGUGAGGAUGCAAUUUCCUACUGUCCCGCUUGUGUUGGUUGGUCAUUGCGGGGGGGGGGGGAGUUUUUGACAAACAGGGCCAAGGGCUAACUGUUGAAUUAAGGAAGCUUGGAGUUUGUUUUUUUUAAGGUGGAACAAGCUCUGUUCUUCUACUUGUUUUUUUUUGGGAACGCUCCAUGAAUAUGAAUGUUAAACACAGCUUUCAGUUUUGUUGUUUCUGGUCACAAUGUUCUUGGUUCAGAUUAACCUCUGGUCUUUUUACAGUGUAAAUAAUAUACAGCUACCAGAGUUUACUCCUGUUUGGAUAUGCAAAAGCUUCUCUACAGGAGAGGACGCUGUGGCAGUAAACUUUAAAAAAAAAAACCCACAAAAAAAGAGCCUUGCUUCAUAGUUCUGGAGAAAGAGGAAAGAAAACACCCACAACAAACAUGUUCAGUGUCCUUGUAAAUCUGCGUGUACUUCAGCAAGUUGGAAUGUGUACAUCAGCAACUGUUUAUAUGCAAACAGCUUUUAUUUAUGUAUUGUAAUUUAAGGGGUUAAUGGUACGCCAUUCUGGCUCCGAGGUAGCUCUGGCUGUUUGGAAAGUCUGAAUGGGUGAAAAUAAAUGAGAUGCACACUAUCGGCUGUCCUCAUUUGACUCUGGACAUUUCACCCUCUCCCACACACUUGCACAGACAAUCUAAAACU